Messenger RNA from Meriones unguiculatus (Mongolian gerbil), 8037 nucleotides. RefSeq names its product cholinergic receptor muscarinic 1 (gene Chrm1). Gene Ontology annotation, biological process: G protein-coupled receptor signaling pathway, coupled to cyclic nucleotide second messenger; cognition; adenylate cyclase-inhibiting G protein-coupled acetylcholine receptor signaling pathway. NCBI's taxonomy places the organism in Eukaryota, Metazoa, Chordata, Mammalia, Rodentia, Muridae. Gene Ontology annotation, cellular component: synapse; dendrite; plasma membrane. The transcript is spliced from 3 exons. Bases 630 to 2012 code for a protein of 460 amino acids. Gene Ontology annotation, molecular function: G protein-coupled acetylcholine receptor activity; G protein-coupled serotonin receptor activity. The record is from RefSeq and is a predicted model, not a curated record.
GCAUGUGUGUUGGGACAUGGUGCACAAGAGUUGGGGGCUUUCCGGUUGGGUGGGGGAAGGAGCCCGGGAAACAGAGUGUGCCUUUGUGAGGGUGUGUGUGUGUGUGUGUGUGUGUGUGCCGCCAGUCUGUGUGCAGUGGGUGUGGGUGUUUGUCUCCCUGUAUCCGCCUUCUCUCUCCUCCUGGACUUUUAGCCUUCCUGGGCUCUCUUUCCUCAUGUCCUGCCUCCUCCCUCUCAAGACUCAAAGUGGGUGCCCUUGUGGAUGAGGGGGGCACACUCCAGGACUUAGUGCAACCCCAGAUGCUGCCUGAGGCUUCCCUCCUGCUCCCCCUCCCUUUCUUUCCUCCCUUUCUUCCCUCCCUCUCUUUCCCUUCCUCCCUCCCCCCCAAGGCUGGCGUGCCAGGGGGUGGGACAUGCCAAUCACUGGCUGUGCCUCUCCCGCUGCCAGCACAGGGCGCAGCUCCCCCCGGGAGCCAGGUGUUUGGGUCCCAGGAGACGCUGCAGGCCCCCUGGAGAAGCAGAGAAGCUGAGGACCCUGCAGACCCCUCUCCCGGCCCCUGGUGAUGCCCUUUCUCUGAGGAAAACCUGUGACUGAAGGAAGGGGCUGCCCCUUCAUCCUGCCUGGCUGCAAUGAACACCUCAGUGGCCCCUGCUGUCAGCCCUAACAUCACUGUCUUGGCACCAGGAAAAGGUCCCUGGCAAGUGGCCUUCAUCGGGAUCACCACAGGCCUCCUGUCUCUAGCUACAGUGACAGGCAAUCUGCUGGUACUCAUCUCCUUCAAGGUCAACACAGAGCUGAAGACAGUCAACAACUACUUCCUGCUGAGCCUGGCCUGUGCUGACCUCAUCAUUGGCACCUUCUCCAUGAACCUCUAUACCACCUACCUGCUCAUGGGCCACUGGGCUCUGGGCACACUGGCCUGUGACCUCUGGCUGGCCCUGGACUAUGUGGCCAGCAACGCCUCCGUCAUGAAUCUUCUUCUCAUCAGCUUUGACCGGUACUUCUCAGUGACCCGACCCCUGAGCUACAGAGCCAAGCGUACACCCCGCAGGGCAGCUUUGAUGAUUGGCCUGGCCUGGUUGGUUUCCUUCGUCCUCUGGGCCCCAGCCAUCCUCUUCUGGCAAUACCUAGUUGGGGAGCGGACAGUGCUGGCUGGGCAGUGCUACAUACAGUUCCUCUCCCAACCCAUCAUCACUUUUGGCACAGCCAUGGCUGCCUUCUACCUCCCUGUCACAGUCAUGUGUACGCUGUACUGGCGCAUCUACCGGGAGACAGAAAACCGAGCCCGGGAGCUGGCGGCCCUACAGGGCUCUGAGACACCCGGCAAAGGUGGAGGCAGCAGCAGCAGCUCAGAGAGGUCACAGCCAGGGGCUGAGGGCUCGCCAGAGUCACCACCAGGACGCUGCUGUCGCUGUUGCCGGACACCCAGGCUUCUGCAGGCCUACAGCUGGAAGGAGGAAGAAGAGGAGGAUGAAGGUUCCAUGGAGUCCCUCACAUCCUCUGAGGGUGAGGAGCCCGGCUCCGAAGUGGUGAUCAAGAUGCCUAUGGUAGAUCCUGAAGCACAGGCACCCACCAAGCAGCCCCCCAAAAGCUCCCCAAAUACAGUCAAGAGGCCCACCAAGAAAGGCCGAGACCGAGGUGGCAAGGGGCAGAAACCGCGAGGGAAGGAACAACUGGCCAAGCGAAAGACUUUCUCACUGGUCAAGGAGAAGAAGGCAGCUCGGACCCUGAGUGCCAUCCUGCUAGCCUUCAUCCUCACCUGGACACCAUAUAACAUCAUGGUGCUGGUGUCCACGUUCUGUAAGGACUGCGUUCCCGAGACCCUCUGGGAGCUGGGCUACUGGCUGUGCUAUGUCAACAGCACCGUCAACCCCAUGUGCUACGCACUCUGCAACAAAGCCUUCCGGGACACUUUCCGCCUGCUCUUGCUCUGCCGCUGGGACAAGCGGCGCUGGCGCAAGAUCCCCAAGCGCCCUGGCUCUGUGCACCGCACCCCCUCCCGCCAGUGCUAGUGGCCCCCCUCUCCUGCAUCCUUUCACCCCAGCUCCAGGGAGAGGCCGGUGGAAAGUGUCCAUGGGCUACAUCUUCAGCCCCAGGGCUCUGCUCAGACCUCCCCUGACUUCCCAGGCCCCUGGGUCACCUUCCUGGACAGCCCAGAGAGUCUCUGCCAGCUUUCCAAACUUUGCUAUUCCCAGACAGGGAGUGAAACCCGGGGAACUGGUUUUUCUGAUCCCUGCUGUGUGGGAAUGGGCUUUUCACCAGGAAGAAGGCCCAGGAGGAGGAACCAGGCUUUGGACUCCUGUUUGCCUUUAGGCAGGAAGUCAGGAGCCAGCAGGGCGGGCCAAUAGUUUACCGCGCAGUCUUCCUUGGCACAGCAAGGGGCCUGGAUUGCAGUGGGAGACAGCGCCCCCUGGAUCUACGUGAGGGAGCUGACACCAAGCACAGAGAGAAAAGUUCGGGACAGAAGGGAGUUGGUGACCCCUGGCUGGAAAUCCCUCCCUGCACAGGCAGAGCCCAUCUGGGUAGGCCCUGGGCACGAUCUCCAGGAUUGUCCAGGCUCCCUACAAAUGCCCCCAGGUCAUCCCCAUGUGGGUCACCUCCAAGGCAACUGUCCACACGUGAGAAGGACAAUAACACCAGAGGAGAUCCGCUUGGCUAGACACACCAAGCCUCAAAGCAGCAGCAGGACCAAAUGUCAGGUGUCCUAACCGGUCCUCUAUGCCAUUUUCCGGUGGGGGGUGGGGUGGGGGGAGGGGUAAGGUGCCUGCUAUCCAACCCCACACCCAUCCUCUUCUCUCAUUGCCCCAAAGUAAUCUCCAUCCCUCCCUCCUGGCUCACAGCCGUACCCUGGGUGGAUCUGCUCUGGGCAGAUCUAGCCAGAGCUCCCGCAUGCUGCCUGCCUCCAGCCUUGCCCCACACAGGCCUGGCCCAGCCAGCAGGUUCUCUUCUGUAUACUCCCCAAUCCAACCCCUGCAUGGCCUCCCUACAACCCUAAUCUCCAGGCCCUGCCUGUCCCCUGUUCUUUCCUUCCAUCCUCAGCAUAUGCUGAGUCUGUGAAUAAAAGCCACGUAACCAGCAGGCACCACGAGGAAUUCCUCCCCGUCCUGGCCCCAGGGCCAGGAUUGCUGGGUCAGGGAAGGCAGAAGUACUGCUUGCAGAAUGUGGGCUGCAUGCAGCAUUUAAGGUGGAUCCAGGGGACAGCACUGAAGGGCUAGAGCGACUAAAGCCUGUGGGCCCCAGCACCCUGGCAUCCAGGGCUCAGGUGAGUGGUGCUAAACCAGGCACACCUGACCUCUGGAAAUGAGGUGACUAGAUGAAACACCCCUAUAUAUUCUGCAUAUAUCUGCUCUGGGGCCUUAUCAUACCCAGGGAGAACAAAACUCCUCCAAACUCCCGUUUGCAGAUGGAGAAACUAAGACCCAGAGACCCAGGAGGAUUAUUUAGGAUUAGCCCACGAGGCAACACCCAGGCUUCCAGGUAGUUCACAACCUCGUGAACCCUGGACUGUGGAGAUGACAGACCUAGGAUCCUCUAGGCCAAAGUACUCCAUCAGGGUAACCCUCAGGCCACAGCAUUAUAUCGGUAAGGGAGGUCCCCAAAGUCUAAUGAAAAGGAACCUAAAGGGAUUAACCCCACUGUCCUGAGCAGUAGUCAUCAAAGCAUAGUAGUGGCUAGGAGUCCCAAGGCCAAUUUAAUGCCAGUGAUUUGCUGGGAAACAUACAGAACUCUGCAAAGCCACUAAAGUCUGUCACUGUCACAGGGAGACAAUGCAGAAGAAAACGGGAACAGAAGAAAGCACACAGCGCAGAAACCCAGAGUAACUGUCACUAGAUGCCAAUUCUCUUCCCAGGCAGUCACAGACUACUUCUCCAACAAUGGUGUAGGGUAGCCUACAUGAUAUGCUGCCAGCCACAAAAGCCCACUAGAACCUCGAUGUCUGAUGUUUUAACUAGAGGUUGGGCACAGGAGCCCAACAGGGUACACAGAUGAGCAAAGAUCUUCUUCUAGGCUGGAUAAUGCAGUGGUUUGGCAUGACUCCCCGAAGCCAGCUGAGCUAACAGUAGCUCAGACCAGGAGCAUCACUGUCACCUGGGAACUUAUAUAGGCAAAUAUCUGGGGGUCACCACAAAUUUACUAAAAGAGGAGUUCUGAGGAUGGAAACCAGCUGUCUGUAAACAGCAGCCUUGAGGUUUUCUGGUACAGGCUAAAGUCUGAGGGGGCAAAAAAAAAAAAAAAAAAAAAAUUCCCUGCAGAGAAACUAGUGGGAAUUCACCCCACACAUUUAGCCUCUCCCCCCAGAAGCAUUUGUACCUCGAGAGCUUGUUUGGAGGUUCUAGCUGGGGUGUGCAUCUCUUGGUAUACCACUGACCAAAAGAAGGGCCUCCUCUACCUGGGAAGGUCAUCCUCUUGAACUCAGUGUACAGCUUUGGCCAGAGUGAACAUGGAGGGGUGAGAGAGGAGGAAGACACCUGCCUAGCUAGCCGGAUCAGGCAAAUCAACCCUAGUAAUCAAUGGGGUGACAAAUGUCUCAGUCAGUCACCCUCACAUCACCCAUAACCUUUGGAAUGGAACCUUCCAACACCGUAGGCAAGGAUAGCCCGCUAGGUGGACAAGGAGAAGCUGGCCAGAAGGCACAGGAGAUACAACUGUGCGGGAAUAACCGUCAGAUGUAAAGCCUAUACCCCCGCGCCACCAGCACAGCAAACACUCCCCCCCCCCCGCCCCCGCGUGUCAGCUGAGACACUGUGCUCCCCGUGCUUCCUAAGGCCCCUUCAGGGAUAAAUGUCCUGCCUGCGUCAAAGGCGUAGAGGUGAAGGGGCUGAGGAAGCUGAGCAGCAUUGAAAGAAGUGAAGCUUUGGGGUCAAUGGAACUUGCCUCUGCUGAAGCCAGGGGGUGGGACUAGCAUCAACAAUAGGAGAAGCAGCUCACACCUGUCUCCAUGGUCCUGGCAUGCCCCCCACCAAAUGACUUCAGGCAUGCCUCUUGUCUUCAGUAGAGCCCUUGCCAGUAUCAGAAGGAUGAGGCAAACUGGUAAAAGCACGUAAUGGCUGCACCACCAGUGUCACCACAGAACAGGCUGCCACAGGUAAAGGCCAGAAACACCCAGGUCUUACCCUGUACCUCUGAUCUGGCUUUGGAAAGUCUACAGUGUUAUUCCCUCAGACCAGGAAGACAAAAUUCUCACAAGCUAAUAUGACUGGGUUUGAAGAGUAUCCAGGAGCACACCUGUGCAAGAAGGAGUGUAAAGUCCAGGUGGACUCUGGGUCCUGUGGGCCUCUGAAGAAAGAGUUCUGUAAAUCCAGAGUGUAUAAGACGGAGGAAAUGACAUGAGCCAGGAAGGAGAGGGUGGUGGCAUGGGCAUCUGUCCAUCCCACACACUGCAAUCACUCCUGCCCUGAGGGAGUCUCUUCACCCCAGAAACAAAGGCCUUUUCGUAGUAGUAAGGAGAGAAUAAGGCCACUUUGUGACGAUCACCUUUUCUACCAGUACCAGUAGACUGGAGCCAGCCUAAAGAAGACCAACAGGUUAGGAUCACCCCUCCCACAAGCAAAGCUUUGCCCCACCUCCGUAUCCACCAUGGCAUUUUAGUGCCACCUCCUGGCCACUCAGGAAAUAGCCUGUCCAAGAAACCUGCUAUUUGCCUUGGACCGUGUUCUCUAGAAAACAGACAAUAUUGAAGGAUACAAUGGAUGAUCUUGGUCACGCCAGCAGCUACCCCCAAACUCCAACAAGAAUCCAACAACACUAAAGGCUCUAUAACCAUUCAGAAGCAGGUCCUCCCCUCUCUAACUGGUAUUUCAGUGAGGCCAUGAAGGCAAGGGGAUCUUGAUAUCUGGGGAUAGCUCAAUGCAAGCCUCAAAAGCAAACAAACAAAAGCAAGCCCCUUAGCCUGAAGCCUUUAUAGUCUUACUUUGGGGUGGCCUAUCCUUGCAGAGCCUCCCAAGGUCUGUAGAAUCUGUGGUCUCAUUCUUAGGCGCCUAGCUCAGGUUUCAUGGGACUCAGAACUGACUCCAAAUAGAAACUGAGUUUGGAACCUGCUCACCUGUAGAACAAGAAAGUCCCUGCCAGCCUCGGACUCCAGGGGGCUUGUGGUAUCACUUCUAAGGCCUUUGCUUCAGUGAUAAACCAGAGAAGUCCAACGGUCUGACUAUUCCAUUAAAAAGUCCAGCUCUUCCAGCCCUUGUCCUCCUGGUCCUGAUACUUGGUAUUUCUGCCUUCCUGGAACCACCGUCCACACAGUUGCUCAAGCCAGAGAGCUGUAAGCCAGCCUAAACUCCUUUGUACUUCACGUACCCAGCCUACCUCUAAACAGUUGUUACAUUAACCCUGUUUUCUCCAUUGCACAACAGGGCUCUUGCCUACAGUGCUAAAACAAUCCCUCAAUUCAGAAGUAUCAAACUUGUUCUGUAAAAGGCCAGAGAGCGGACAUUUUUAGACUCUAUAAGCCAAGAGACAAAAUGAAGGCUACACAUCAGCACUGGUGUAUUGCAUGGUCUCAGUCACUGAAGUUGAAGGUGGCCGUAGAUAAUAUACUAGAGCAAAUAAGAAUGGCUGUAUACCAAUAAAACUUUAUCUGACUCUAACAUAAUUUUCCCGUGUCACAAAACACUAUUGCUUCUUUUAUAAAGGUUUUCAGCCUUUGUUGUUUUAGAGAUUUAUUUAUGUGUAUAAAUUUUUACCUGUGUAUGCAUGUGCACUGUGUGUGUACUUGCUGACCAUGGAAGUCAGAACAAGGUCACCGGAUUCCCUAGAUCUGGAACUCUUAGUGCUUGCUAGCUGCUGUGGAAUGCUUGGAACCAAACCCAGGUCUUCUGUAAGGCCAGCCUGUGCUCUAAACCUCUGAGCUAUUUCUCCAGCCCCAAAGUUUUAUAGGCUUUCAUUUCUAGACCUUUAAAAAACAAGAGCUGAGGGUAUAGUUCAGUUGUUAAGAACAUUUGUUGUUCUUGCAGAGGACCAAGGUUCAGUUCUUCAAACCCUCAUGGUGCUCACAAACAUCCAUAACAGAAUCAGGGGAUCUGAGUCCUUCCUUCCUCUGGCUUCCAUAGGCACCAGGCACAAAGAUGGUACCCACAUAUCACAUGUAAGCACACAGGCAAAACACUCAUCCACAUCAAAUAAAAAAUUAAAUACAUCUUUUAAAAAACUUAAAAACACGCACACACACAUGCUCACACAGUGUACUUUCCUGGGAUAACCCCAGUAUUCAAAAGCGAGAAACAGAAGGAUCAGGAGGGUAAGGCUAAUCUGAGCUAUAGAAGACUCUGUCUCAGCCGGCCAUGGUAGCACAUGCCUAUAAUAAAAAAAAAAAAAAAAAAAUCAUGAUGGCUCACACUUUUAAUCCCAGCAUUGGGGAGGCAGAGGCAGGUGGAGGCCAGCCUGUACUACAAAGUGAGUCCUGUCUCAAAAAAAAAAAAAAAAAAAAAGAGUUUUGAGUUUGAAAACUGUCUCAAAAAAAAAAAUGCAAACUCAAAGCUACACACAUUUGCAAUCGCAACAGGAAUCUGGAGAUCUCUCAAGUUUGAGGCCAGCUUGCGCUACAGAGUUCCAGGCUAACCUGGGAUGCAAAAAUGCGACCUUAUCUCCAAAAACCAAAGCAAGCCCCUUAGCCAAAGGCCUUCCCAUUGAGCAUCUUGGGUGAAUAAUCUCUCCUACAAAUUCUGGAAUUCUUCUGGUCUUCAGACAGGCUCUAGACUCACUCCUCCAUGUCUUUCCUCUUUCUGAUUCCUCUGCUUGGACUCUUGUCCCAAGACCACUUAUGUAUGCGUCCUUCAGGAUCCAGAAAGAAAAAGCAGCACUUACUCCCAUACUGGGGCUCAAGGUACCUCAGUAGACAACUGGUUUCAGCCAGUCUGGAGGUGGCAGAGAGAAACUGGAACGCAGGAGCAUCAGAAGCCUGGGCCAAGAGAGACAUACUGGCUACCUUAACAACCUUAAAGCAGACUCCAGGAAUAUCACCUACAGCAUGACCUUUUUGACCAAAUCCAGCAACCAGAACUUCAUCGUUUUCCUCAAUAAAGUUCAAGCAGCUGUCACGAA